This is a messenger RNA of Protomyces lactucae-debilis, 1695 nucleotides long. RefSeq names its product GWT1-domain-containing protein. Gene Ontology annotation, cellular component: endoplasmic reticulum; membrane. Gene Ontology annotation, biological process: protein localization to plasma membrane; GPI anchor biosynthetic process. Gene Ontology annotation, molecular function: glucosaminyl-phosphatidylinositol O-acyltransferase activity. NCBI's taxonomy places the organism in Eukaryota, Fungi, Ascomycota, Taphrinomycetes, Taphrinales, Protomycetaceae. The record is from RefSeq and is a predicted model, not a curated record. Bases 45 to 1565 code for a protein of 506 amino acids. The transcript has a single exon.
UAACCAAGCUUGUAACUGCCUUGACCAACUCAUCCAAGAGCCCAAUGGCACUGGAGGAUGAAGCGAGAGCUGCUCAAGCUAUCGAUGCAGCUCUGAAAAGAUCAUUCUAUGAGAAUCAUACCGGUUCAAGUGUUAGAGAAAUCAAUCAAAUCACGCUCGUCAUUCUUGCAGCACACGCCCUGUUCUCCGGCUUGAAGACUGCAGGAUUCUUGGGAACUGCAGCUGAUGAGAUGACUUGGGGAUUUGUCUGCUAUAUACUGAAUAUUGUGCUUGCUGUCACGCUCUACAACGGUCGUGGACACUUCCAGCUCCUCCUGAUGUACGGCGGUGGAGCGAUGCUUGUUACUCUAUGGGCAGGACUCAAUGGCUCAUCAGCACGACGUGGCAGUCAAGACAAGUCUGCCAAGAAGAGACUAGGUUUUCUAAGCGCCUAUCGGGCAAUGAUGAUGCUGCUCACGGUGGUAGCCAUCUUCGCCGUGGACACUGCACAAUUCCCUCGUCGAUACGCAAAAGUCGAGACAUGGGGCACAUCGCUCAUGGAUCUUGGCGUUGGCUCAUUUGUAUUUUCUUCAGGCCUCGUCUCUGCACGUCUGCCACAGUCGUAUACCUUCUUGCAAGGUUUCCAACAGACUGGUAUCUUGGGAUUGAUGGGCAUCGUUCGAGCACUGUUGGUCAAAGGUAGUGGAUAUCACGAGCACACCUCCGAGUACGGUGUGCAUUGGAACUUCUUCCUCACACUUGCACUGCUCCCGCCUUUGCUGCCUCUCUCUCGUUUGGUCUGGCGGCGCAUCCCAUCGUUUUUGGUUCAAGGCAUUCUUGUGGCAAUCCUCUAUGAAAUGGCAUUACAAUUGACAGGAUUGCAAAAUUGGGUCCUGCUGGCACAAAGAGACACACUCAUCUCGGCCAACAAAGAAGGUCUAGCCUCUUUUGGAGGCUACAUUGCAAUCUUCCUUAUGGGUCUCGAUGCAGGCGCCCUCGUCCUCAAACCGACAGGCCAGAAUCGAAAGGCCAGCACAAUUUUGCUUCUUACAGCCUUGCUUUUCUGGUUUGCAUACAGCUUCAUGACCACGUUACCCAUCCCAAAGAGUCUCAGGCGCCAAGGAAAGUUUCAGAUUGGCGCGACUGGGCCGUGGCAGGCGAGCAGACGGCUUGCGAAUGCCCCGUAUAUCUUUUGGGUCGCAGCCCACAACUAUGGCUUCCUACUGGCAUUGAUGCUGAUUGAGCAAGGCUUCACUUGGGUAGGAACCAAGUUCAGCAAGCCGGACAGUGCAAAAGAGCGUCGAAAGCAAUUGGUACAGAAGAAGACUGGCAAGGUCGUGGCAGGUGAGAACGGUAAACCAAGCAAAGCGACAACCAUCAAUGAGUCCUUGCUCUUGAAUCUUGUCAAUAAGCAUUCGCUCAAGGUCUUCCUCUUUGCAAAUUUGCUUACGGGAGUUCUUAACCUCAGUCUAGGCACAAAGCUGAUGAAGUUGAGUGACAUGCAGGGUGUGGGUAUUAUCCUUGCAUAUAGCCUCGUCACAUGUGCAGCGGCGUUCAUUCUCGACAGGGUCAACUUGCCUUUUUGACGUAUCAUUAGAUGCAGUUCCCUCACAUGGAUGUCACUUUUGCGCUUGCACGACAAGUCGAAUGGUCCACUCUUGCUUCACCUCGACUCGCGGCUAGAUGGAGCUCCUGGCCAAUUCUGAUUAUCAGACU